AUGGCCAGACAGUGACAGGAUGAAGUCUCCAAGGAGAAUCAACUUGUGCUCUUUGUCUGGAAAUCUUCAAAGAUCCCAGUGAUUCUGGACUGGAAACCCAGUAGGAUACAAACAUCUCCUGGCCUCACUGCAGACAGAUCUUUGUCCCGAGGACCAUCAGGCUGAAGAGGCAGUUGGUGAAAGCUGUAGAAAAAGCUGAGCAGCUCAGCGUGCUGGCAGUCAAAGAGGAACAGAAUAGACAGGAGCGACCAGAAGUGCCCUAAGGACACCAGCAGCCAUGGCCUCACCAAGACCAGGGCAGGGCAUCCAAGAGGAAAUCAAGUGUCCCAUCUGCCUGGAGCACCUGACCGACCCAGUAACACUAGACUGUGGGCACAACUUCUGCCGAGCUUGUAUCAGUGAUUACUGUGAGAUCUGGGAAGAACACGGACCUUUGGAGUGUCCUGUCUGCAGAGCCGAGUUUCAGAAAGGGAAUCUCUGCCCAAACUGGCAGCUGGCAAAUCUUGUAGAAGGCAUUAAACAAUUGGAGUUAGUUUCUGGAGUUGAGGAUCUGUGCAUGAAACACAAGAAGGAGCUUAACUUGUUCUGCGAGGAGGACGGGGCGACUGUGUGUGUGGUUUGUGAGAGAUCCCCAGAGCACAGAGCUCACUCAGUGCUGCUCAUUGAGGAGGCUGCCCAGAAAUACAAGGAGAAAAUUCAGGUUGAACUGGAGAUUCUAAGGAAAGAGAGAAAAAGGCUUGAAGACCUGAAAGUGAGUGAAAGUCAGAAACACCAGGAAUGUCAGACAAAGACAAAGGCUGAGAGGCAGAAGGUGUUGUCUGAGUUUAAGCGACUGCACCAGUUUAUUGAGGAACAGGAGCAACUCCUGCUGGACCGGCUGGCAGAGCUGGAGAGAGAGAUUGAGAAGAGUCAGCAGAAAACUGUCUCCAAACUCUUGGAGGAGAUCUCCCAUCUGGACAGCCUGAUCAGUGAGAUGGAGAGCAAGUGCCAGCAGCCACCAAGUGACCUCCUGCAGGACAUCAGAAGCACGUUGAUCAGGUGCAAGAGGGGGCAGUUCCAGCUGCCGUUGGAGAUUUCUCCUGAGCUGCAACCAAGACUCAAAAGCUGGUCUGAACUAAAGGGAGGGGUUUAGACUGCUUCAAGGUUAGUGGUUAUGGUGCUGACACAGUAAGCUGAGCAUUUUGUUCUUCCAGACACCCUGCAGUCUUAUCUGGAGAAGGGGUCAUACUCCAAAGUGAUGGUGACUCUGGAUCCAGACACGGCUCAUCCCCGUCUUGUCCUUUCUGAGGAUCAGAGAAGUGUGAGAUGUGCAGUCAGAGAGCAGCAUCUGCCUGACAGUCCUGAGAGAUUUGACACGCACUGCUGUGUGGUGGGCCGUGAGGGAUUCACUUCAGGGAGACACUACUGGGAGGUGGAGGUGCAGGAACAGAGGUUCUGGGUUGUGGGAGUUGCCAAAGAGUCUGUGAGGAGGAAGGGAGACAUCCAGUUUAGCCCAGAGCAGGGGAUCUGGGCUGUGCGGUGCUGCUUUGGUCAGUGCCAGGCUCUCACUUCUCCUCGUCGCACCCGCUUGUCCAGGCGCCAGGUGCCCAGCAGGAUCCGUGUGUGUCUGGACUAUGCAGGGGGACGGGUGUCAUUUCUCGAUGCUGAUACAAAGGCUCCAAUCUUCACCUUCCCGCCAGCCUCAUUCACUGGGGCCAGAAUCCAGCCCUUGUUCUGCCUGAGGGGCAUUGGAGCCGAGCUCAGGCUGUGGCACUGAAAUGGGGGGUGGGCAGGGGAGACAUCCCAUGGGGAAUGAUGGACUUGUCCACUCCAGCCUCCUGCCCUCCAUGACCCAGAGGGAUCUCUGCCCCCCAGCCCCCAUGACUGCACCUCUGUCACUCCUGGAGCUGCAGCAGAUAAAAGGGCACAGUCUGAAUACACAAUCCUAUUGUGCAAGUGUCACCAGGCUGGCUUGUCCCUGCAUACUAUAUGGCUCUGGAGGACUUGAGCCGGGUUGGCCAUGAAGUCUUCCAUUCAGCAAGCCCCCGACUGGGGAGUCCAUGCCCCUUCCCUGUUUAGAGCAGCCCACGGGAUCUCUGCAAAGCCCUGCAAAGUGCCCUUGGGCAUCCUGUGGUCAGGGAGGCCCCUGCUGCAGGAUGUGUGUAGGGCUGAGAGGGGCUGAGCCCUGACAGGAGCUUCCCAUGGGGAGCUGCUGACCUGGGUUGAAUUUGGGUUGGUUUCAAUCUGCAGCCAAGGCCUCUGGGCAGGGGGUUUCAGUGACUGAAGUGCCCCAGAUCCCAUCAGAGGUAGGUGCCUCCCACCCUCAACCUCCUCUGUCAAUACUAGCUCCACUGCAUUGGACACUUGUACUGUAGACAGAAGCAGAAAUUUUAACAAAGGCCUCCCCCUUUUUUUUUUUUUUUUUUCAAAUAACUUUGGUCCCUUGGUCUUAAGUCUCCCUUUUCUCGCCCUGCAUCUCACUGUCUCAUUCUGUCCCAAGUCCUGGCUGAUGUGGGCAGGAUGUCACCUGUGGGAUGGACACCUCUUUUCUUUGGCUCAGCCCUUGUACUGGGCGUGGUGUCACAGUUAUCUUUAAAGUAUCAUAAAGACCCUUAAAACAGAAACAUUAUUCUAUUGCAGGGUGUUAACCUGUGCUAAGGUACCCUCUAUAUGGUGUUAAAUUAUGCCAGUUCAGGCAAGGGUAUCUUUUUUUUUUUUUUUUUUCCACUUUACCCAGGUCCUUUGAAGGUAUUGUUAAUCUCUUCCACAGGCAAACAUAAAGCUUUAUUUUCACUCCUCCUGUAGCCUAGGAUGCAUCAUUCCCAGCCCUGCCCACUCCUUUGCUCCAUGGGUAAGCUUUUAACCAAAAGUCAACACCCCCUGCCAAGCCCAGCACACCCUGACCACUCUGAGCACCCAGUGCAGCUCACCAGUUGGCUGCUUGCUGUAGCACACCAUGCACAUAGCAACAGCAAUCCUAAUACCUACCUCCAUGAAGAGAAUGAGCUCUUGAUCACUGUGGCAUGUACACAGCGAGCCUGCUGGGUCUCGGCUCUGCCUUGGGGUGAGCACUAACCCAAUUCCGACCCAAUCUAAGCCCAGUUCAGUGAAACAUGCUGGAUUUUGGUCCUUGCUUUUUCUUUUUAUUCUUUCUUUCACUGUCUAACAGGGUGGCUUUUCCCCUUAAGAGAAGGCAGCUAAUUAGACUGAAGGGCUGUAGCUGGAGGAGGCUGUGGCCUGCUGGGAAUGAAGGACUCCAGAAGGCAUAUCUAGAGUGUGGAGAAGCCCCAGAGGCAGGGGACAGCUGUGCUAGGAGGGCAAGCAUGGGAAGGAAGGUUGCAGCUAUGGCAGACCCAUUUCAGGGACCAGGAUGAUGUGGUUUCUGUUUGUUGAAGGACAGUAUGUAACUGGGGCAGGCUGGGAGGCACUCUGGGCAGCACGGGUCAGCAGGGUCCUAUAAUACUAAGGCUACUAAGAGGUACUUGGAGAAGGGAGAAAGUCUGGUUGAAAGACCCUGAGGUGACAACCUGCUCCACACUGCUCUCUCUUCACUUCUCUGUGUCUACUCACUUCGAUCAGUUUUUUUUUCAAAACUUUUUCCUUCCUGGCUGUGGUUCCAUCUGGCUCCUGUUAACUGUGGAGUGUGGGAAGCCACACUACCCAAGGUGGUUUCUUCACCUCCAAGCUACCUGUCACUAUCCUUCCUCUGCAGGGGGAGAAGAGGCAAGAGGGAGUCCUGGCUCCUGUCCAUGUCCCUGCUUGCCAGGCCUUAGAGGCAAGUCACUGUUGUGUAGGACUGAGAUGGCAUUAAGCCUUAACCUGGGACUGUUCUGAAACUGUUCUUUAUAUACGAUAUAAAGUCUGCCACAGACUUUAAAUGCCUUAAAGGUAACAUGUAACAGCACCCCUAGUCAUCACCCACUAUGAAGAGGUGUUCAGACAGCACUUAUGACAGCUCCUCAAAACCCCAGUUGCAGGUAUGCAACAGUUAAUAGUCCGUCUGGCCGUAAGGCUGGGAGUCAGGAGCAACUGCUGCUUGGUGAGCGAGCCACAGAGAGGGAUAAGAGCUCGAGGAGCAGUCUGCAAGGGGGAGAGAAGCAAGUGGGGCUGUGGUGCUGAGGAAGAAGCCCAGAGCCUGGGUUGCCACUCUCAAGGUCUGAAGGAAGACAGAAGCUUUGGUGUGGUGUGGUUUGCCCACCUGCUCAUUUUGUUGUUUGUCUUGUAUACAGUGGGGACAAGGCUGCCCCAUGCAAAAUAAAACUGUCUGGAAACCCUGAA
Alligator mississippiensis (American alligator) is the source of this 4257-nucleotide messenger RNA. Its product is annotated as tripartite motif-containing protein 10-like. Bases 278 to 1132 code for a protein of 284 amino acids. Gene Ontology annotation, molecular function: zinc ion binding. The record is from RefSeq and is a predicted model, not a curated record. The transcript has 8 exons. Lineage: Eukaryota; Metazoa; Chordata; Crocodylia; Alligatoridae.